AUGUCUUCCGCCGCUAAAAAGCCCGUGGUUCAACAACCCGAAUGGAUUAAGCCUACCCGCCAGACAGACGAUGCGCCAGUGUUACGCAUAUAUAAUUCAUUGACUCGUAGUAAGGAAGAGUUUAUUCCGCUCAGAAACAAUCACAUUACCUGGUACUGUUGUGGGCCUACUGUGUACGAUCAUUCGCACAUGGGACAUGCUAGAAACUAUGUUUCCACCGAUAUUUGCAGACGGAUCUUGCAGGACUAUUUUGGUUACAAUGUCAAGUUCAUUCAGAACGUCACCGAUAUCGACGACAAGAUUAUCAUAGCCGCACGUCAAGAGUACCUUUUCGAACAGAAAUUGGCUCUGAAAUACAGUGCUGUUACUCCUGAAUUGUUAGAUGAGUCAAAGAAGUACCUUGAGUAUUACAUUACCAAGACCUUACCUCAAUUUGAAGGCUCUAGCAUCGAGAAAGACUUCAUUCCAUGGUUAGACUCAGUAAACGUACAGGAAAUUGCAGUUACAAACCCCAAAUUUCCAAUGUAUACCAAGGCUGGAAGAACUGCCCAUGUAUCCAUUUACUCGUCAACUUCAGAAACCACUCCACUUGACGACUAUUUAUCGUCUAUUAAGGAAGUUGCAAUGCCCUUUUUGGAUAAUGAAUUUGGCUCAACUGUUAAUGAUCCUUCAAUCUUCAGAAAAUUACCUUCGUAUUGGGAAAAAAAAUUCAUCGAAGACAUGGGAAAAUUAAACGUAUUACCACCUUCUAUUACUACAAGAGUGUCAGAAUAUAUCCCCGAGAUUAUUGAGUUUGUUGAAAAAAUUAUCGAUAACGGGUAUGCUUAUGCUACCAAGGAUGGUUCUGUUUACUUUGAUACAACCAAAUUCGAAAAUGAUCCAAACCACGAUUACGCCAAGUUACAACCUUGGAACAAAGGUGACAUGUCGUUAAUUAACGAUGGUGAAGGUUCGCUUAGUACGGGCCAAGACACAAAGAAGAACGCCGCAGAUUUCGCUUUAUGGAAGGGCUCCAAGCCAGGUGAACCUUCAUGGCCAUCUAAAUGGGGUAAAGGUAGACCUGGCUGGCAUAUCGAAUGUUCAGUAAUGGCUUCAGACAUGACUGGAAAAACUAUGGAUAUACAUUCCGGUGGUGUAGAUUUGUGCUUUCCACAUCAUGAUAAUGAGUUAGCUCAGUCAGAAGCAUACUUUGAUAACAAGCAAUGGGUUAAUUACUUUAUGCACAAUGGUCAUUUACAUAUACAAGGCCAAAAGAUGUCAAAAUCAUUAAAGAAUUUCAUCACUAUUGAAGAGGCCUUAAAUGAUUUCACAAGCAGACAAUUGAGAUUAGUAUUUGCUUUAAGUUCUUGGGACAAGCCAAUCGAUUUUAAGGAUAGUUUAGUUAAAGAAGUUAAAUCGUGGGAAUCAUCGGUUUCUAAAUUCUUCACCACCGUUCGUGCUUUGAAUAAUGAUUACAAGCAUACGUUAGCUGAAGGUGGUUACGUAUCAAAGAAAUUUUCCCUGGCCGAGAGACAAUUAUUCGACGAUUUAACUAAAGCUCAGACCGAAACCCAUGCUGCAUUUUGUGAUAACUUAUCUUCUCCAUUAGUCUUAAGGAAUAUACAAGAAUUGGUGUCUAAAUCUAAUAAUUAUAUCCAAUCCUGUUCCACUGGAGAAAAUGAAUUAAGAAUAGAAGUUUUAUUAGAAAUUUCCAGCUGGAUUGUUAAAAUCUUAAAUAUUUUGGGUUUCGAGACUAGAUCUGAUAAAUUAGGAUGGUCAGAUUCAAAUGGAUCAGAUUCUGAAGGUAGUUCUUCCAAAGAAGAUAUCGCCAUGCCUUAUGUCAAAGCAUUAUCUCAAUUCCGUGAUGCAAUUCGUAACAUGGCGAUUAAUAAGGCAUCAUUUGGUGAGUUUUUAAACGCAUCUGAUUCCAUUAGAGCAGAUUUAAUUAACUUGGGAAUCUCAUUAGAUGAUCGUCCAAAUGGUUCAGCAUUGAUUAAGUUUUUGAAUCCUCAAGAGCAGGAUGAGUUAAAGAAACAGCAAGCCGAUAAGGAAAAUGCUAUGUUAGAAAAAGAAAAGAAAAAACAACAACAAGCGAUAGAAAAAGCGAAGAAGGAACAAGAACGCUUGGAUAAGAUGAAAGUCAAUCCAUCUGAUUUAUUCAAGGAUCCUAAGUUGUAUUCUGAAUGGGAUGAACAGGGUAUACCUACCAAGGAUGUCAACGGCGAAGAAAUUUCUAAAAGUAUGAGGAAAAAAUUAGCCAAGCAAUACCAACAACAAGAGAAGCUCUAUCAGGAGUUCUUGAAAUUACAAAAUCAAUAA
This is a messenger RNA of Debaryomyces fabryi, 2298 nucleotides long. Its product is annotated as cysteine--tRNA ligase. Bases 1 to 2298 code for a protein of 765 amino acids. The record is from RefSeq and is a predicted model, not a curated record. The transcript has a single exon. Lineage: Eukaryota; Fungi; Ascomycota; Pichiomycetes; Serinales; Debaryomycetaceae. Gene Ontology annotation, molecular function: ATP binding; cysteine-tRNA ligase activity. Gene Ontology annotation, cellular component: cytoplasm. Gene Ontology annotation, biological process: cysteinyl-tRNA aminoacylation.